CUCCUCCUCUUCCACUUCCUCCAUGGCGAUGGCGACCAUCCACUUGCCAGGCUGAGCCCCCAAACCAAGAACACCAAGACGGAUAGCGAGAAGCGGGAUUACAGAAGAGGAGGAGUGCUACAAGACAGUCCAGGAUCCAAGAAGUGGUGUGGUGUGGCUAUGGAGAAGCUGUUCGAGGAGCUUGCGAGCGAGGCGGUGAAGGAGCUGCUGCGGGCGGUGAGGGGCACCUUCUUCUGCAGGUCCACGGCCGAGCGGCUGCGCCGGAACGUGGAGCCGCUGCUGCCGCUGGUACAGCACCAGCACCACCAUGGUGGGGGCGGGCACCGGAGCGCCGGGGAGCUGGCGGAGCUCGCGGCGCAGCUGAGGGAGGCGCUGGACCUGGCGCGGCGGGCCGCCGCCGCGCCGCGGUGGAACGUGUACCGCACCGCGCAGCUGGCGCGGCGGAUGGAGGCGGCCGACCGCGCCAUCGCGCGGUGGCUGUCGCGCCACGCGCCCGCGCACGUGCUCGACGGGGUGCGCCGCCUCCGUGACGAGGCCGACGCGCGCAUCGGCCGCCUCGAGCGCCGCGUCGAGGAGGUCGCGGCGGCGCAGGCGCAGGCGCACCUGCCGCCCGCCAUGUCCCUCCCCUGCGCGCCGCCGCCGCCGCCGCCACCGCCCAAGGCCAUGGCGAUGAUGCCCAUGGACACCCUUCCCUCCAAAGCCAUGGCGAUGGGGCUGGAAGCUCCACCGCCCAAGGGCAUGCCAAUGGAGAUGGAGGUGGAAGAGGACGACGGCGUGGUCGGCAGCGGCGUCAGGGUGGGGAAAGAGAAGGUGAAGGAGAUGGUGAUGAGCGGCGGCGGCGGGUGGGAGGCCGUCGGAAUCUGCGGCAUGGGCGGCAGCGGCAAGACGACGCUCGCCAUGGAGAUCUUCAAGGAUCACAAAGUCCGAGGCUACUUCAACGAUAGGGUCUUCUUUGAGACUGUCUCGCAGUCUGCAAAUUUGGACACUAUCAAGAUGAAGCUCUGGGAGCAGAUAAGCGGAAACCUUGUGCUUGGCGCGUACAACCAGAUCCCGGAAUGGCAACUCAAGUUAGGUCCAAGGGACAGAGGACCUGUCCUUGUUAUCCUUGAUGAUGUCUGGUCUCUCUCACAGCUGGAGGAGCUCAUCUUCAAGUUCCCUGGGUGCAAGACUCUUGUUGUAUCAAGGUUCAAGUUCCCCUCGUUGGUCACCCGGACUUAUGAUAUGGAGUUGCUUGAUGAGGAGGCUGCUUUUUCUGUCUUCUGCCGUGCUGCCUUCGAUCAGGAGACCGUCCCUCAGACUGCUGACAAGAAAUUGGUUAGGCAGGUUGCUGCAGAGUGCAGAGGCCUUCCUCUAGCCCUGAAGGUUAUCGGUGCAUCAUUACGAGAUCAGCCUCCUAAGAUAUGGUUGAGUGCAAAGAACCGGUUGUCGCGAGGAGAGGCUAUAUCCGACUGUCAUGAGACCAAACUCAUGGAGAGAAUGGCUGCAAGCAUCGAGUGCUUGUCAGAAAAGGUUAGGGAAUGUUUCCUUGAUCUGGGUUGCUUUCCAGAGGAUAAGAAGAUCCCACUAGAUGUGUUGAUCAAUAUAUGGAUGGAGAUUCAUGAUCUUGAUGAGCCAGACGCCUUCGCCAUCUUGGUUGAGCUAUCAAACAAGAAUCUUCUUACCCUAGUUAAUGAUGCACAGAACAAAGCUGGCGAUUUGUACAGCAGUUACCAUGACUUCUCGGUUACACAACAUGAUGUCUUGAGGGAUCUAGCGCUUCACAUGAGUGGCCGUGAUGCUCUGAACAACCGGAGGCAGCUGGUGAUGCCGAGAAGAGAAGAAUCACUACCGAAGGAUUGGCAGAGGAAUAAGGGCAUUCCGUUCGAAGCUCAGAUAGUUUCCAUCCAUACAGGUGAGAUGAAAGAAUCUGACUGGUUCCAGAUGAGCUUCCCCAAAGCUGAAGUGCUUAUCCUCAACUUCGCCUCAACUGUAUACUACCUCCCACCGUUCAUUGCAACCAUGCAGAACUUGAAAGCCCUGGUGCUGAUCAACUACGGCACCGUCAGCGCAACCCUUGAUAACCUAUCAGCCUUCACCACUCUCAAUGACCUGAGGAGCCUCUGGCUUGAGAAGAUUACCCUCCCACCGCUACCGAAAACCACGAUCCCACUGAAGAACCUGCGCAAGAUCUCCCUUGUUCUUUGUGAGCUGACCAACAGUCUAAGAGGAUCAAAGAUGGAUCUCUCGAUGACGUUCCCGCGCCUAUCCAACCUCACCAUUGACCACUGCGUAGAUCUGAAGGAGCUACCAUCUAGUGUAUGUGAAAUCACUUCACUAGAGAGCAUCUCCAUCUCAAACUGCCAUGACCUCACAGAGCUUCCACAUGAGCUGGGAAAGCUGCAUUGCUUGAGCAUCCUGAGGGUGUAUGCCUGCCCGGCUCUGUGGAGGCUCCCGCCUUCGGUAUGCAGCCUGAAGAGACUGAAAUACCUCGACAUCUCGCAGUGCGUGAACCUGACAGACCUCCCAGAAGAGCUUGGUCACCUGACAAGCCUGGAGAAGAUCGACAUGCGAGAAUGCUCGCGCCUGAGGAGCCUUCCAAGGUCAUCCUCGUCACUCAAGUCCCUUGGGCACGUCGUGUGCGACGAGGAGACGGCAUUGCUGUGGAGGGAAGCUGAGCAGGUCAUCCCAGACCUCCGGGUACAAGUAGCAGAGGAGUGUUAUAACCUGGACUGGCUUGUAGACUGAUGUCCUGGAUGCUUCUGGCUCCAAACUCACCUUGUACAGAUGAUGUGUAUAUUUUUCCCCCUGUCUAAUACAGGAUAGAGGAACAAUCCACUGUGCAAUUUUGACAUGUUCAGUGUUCAUGCAACUGACUCUCCAGCAACUACCAAAGCUUGUUGACGAAA
This is a messenger RNA of Oryza brachyantha (malo sina), 2885 nucleotides long. RefSeq names its product putative disease resistance protein At5g47280. Bases 160 to 2724 code for a protein of 854 amino acids. The record is from RefSeq and is a predicted model, not a curated record. Gene Ontology annotation, molecular function: ADP binding. The transcript is spliced from 4 exons. Gene Ontology annotation, biological process: defense response to fungus. NCBI's taxonomy places the organism in Eukaryota, Viridiplantae, Streptophyta, Magnoliopsida, Poales, Poaceae.